Messenger RNA from Pungitius pungitius (ninespine stickleback), 6782 nucleotides. It is a transcript of the gene clcn1b, whose product is annotated as chloride channel, voltage-sensitive 1b. Gene Ontology annotation, molecular function: voltage-gated chloride channel activity. The transcript is spliced from 23 exons. The record is from RefSeq and is a predicted model, not a curated record. The coding region runs from base 1560 to 4175 and encodes 871 amino acids. Gene Ontology annotation, biological process: transmembrane transport; chloride transport. Lineage: Eukaryota; Metazoa; Chordata; Actinopteri; Perciformes; Gasterosteidae. Gene Ontology annotation, cellular component: plasma membrane.
GGGGACCAGUGUUCUUCUGACAUUUCUCUUUUAUCACAAGAUCUGUUUACACGUGUUAAUUGAAUCCUAUUUUCAAAGUUAUGGCGUUAAUGGGUUGUCUGCACCUUUCACAUUAGAGCGGAAUAGAUGUAAAUUACCAGAAUAUUAACCACUGAAAGUAUAAUCAAUGUUUAGCAUUUUAUAUCUAUACAGUUCAAUUAGAUAGGAUUCUGUCCAAAUAGAUUUUUUGUCAUUUAUUCUUAAAUCAUUCAUAUAUUUUUUUUAUAAUUAAACAUUUGGGAGCUCUCUAACCCAAAAAAAGGAUCCUUAACUGUCUUUAAAAGCUUUACUACUGUGAACGAAACGUUUGCUCUUACAAACCGCAUCUUUUGGGCACCAAAACAAAAUUAGAUAUCAUGGAAGUAUAAUUGAAUCAGUUUUUUCUGCCUUUAUCUCAAGCCAGGAGCUUUCCUUUUGUUCUGAAUGACAGCUUGGGCGACAAACCCUUUCAACAGCCUUUAACACCAGCUACGACGUGUAUUAAUUCUAAAAAACUAUAUCCUCUUCUUGUGAUUUGUGACUUUUUGUAUUACAGUGGACUGCUUGUUCAAUGCCGUUUUCAUACAGAAAAUCUCAACAAGCAAACUAGAUUGCAGUAACUCGUCUGUGUCGGACUGUGACUAUUUUCAAGGCAGAUGAGAUUGAAGACUCCUGUUGCACCUUCAUUUGAUUAUUGCCGGAUGCAGCCCCCCCCCGGGGCAACAAGCUCAGCUUCGGCGUUGGUUGGGGGCCUCCUGCUUGGAUGUGCCAGCUCUCCUUUCCUGAGUGAACAUGAGACAGUAAUGUAUGGCAGCCAAACACCCCUUGUGAUCUAUAGGCUUCACUUUCACAUCAUUGCUCCACCUGGACCUGCAGAAAAUGAACAGCGCGUGGUGUAUAUGAACACUAUAUGUGGUCUGAGGGGGAAUACACCUGAGUGCACUUAAAGGUGUUGACGCAGAACGUGUAUGUGUGUGUGUGUGUGUGUGUGUGUGUGUGUGUGUGUGUUGGUUUGUAGGUGUAAAACGUAGGGAAAGAUGUGGAAUGUCCUCUCUUCCAGGGGCUCUCCCUCUGGCUCCUCUCCGGGAGGGGCUUUUCCGAUCCCUAUGCCCGUUUUGUCUAUUUCUGUCUGCCAGGGUAUUCAGGUUGGUGUGUAUCCCUUACACACACGCCGCACAUUCCCCGUCUCUUUCUCGUUAUCUCAAGACUCCUCUCACUGGAUCUUGUUUUAUCCUUCUCCCGAGUCUCACUUUUCAGAGUGUUUGUAAGUGUCCCCACCCCGGUUUCAGCUGUACGGCGAGUACAGGGAGCAGCUGGGAAACUUUGCCAGGCGGGAGGCUGCCCGUCUGCUGACAGAGAGACAAUGGAGGAGACAGGCGGGGGACAACUCCAGCGGCCGGACGGGACACGGCCGGCGGCACCAUCAGCAUCCUGUGUCCCUGGAGUCGUAUCACAGCCAAGCCUCGUCCAACAAGAAGCCUCGUCCCUACUCCAAAUGCCAAGAUUGUUUUGCUCGUGCGCGUCGGUACAUAGUGACCAAGAUGGGGGAGGACUGGAUAUUUCUGGUUCUUCUGGGACUCACCAUGGCUCUGGUCAGCUGGAGCAUGGACUACGCCAGCGCCAAGAGCCUGCAAGCUUAUAAGUGGAUGCAUGGGGAGCUGAAGGGCAACGUGCUACUCCAGUACUUGGCCUGGGUUACUUAUCCCAUGAUCCUUGUCACGUUCGCCUCGCUCUUUUGUCACCUGGUUUCCCCACAGGCCAUCGGUUCUGGCAUUCCUGAACUGAAAACCAUCCUGAGAGGUGUAGUGCUGAAGGAGUAUCUGACCCUCAAAGCCUUCAUAGCUAAAGUUGUUGGGUUGACUGCUGGCUUAGGCAGCGGGAUGCCAGUGGGCAAAGAGGGUCCAUUCGUCCACAUCGCCAGUAUCUGUGCCGCAGUGCUGAGUCAAUUCAUUUCCAUCUUCUCCGGAGUCUAUGAGAACCCUUAUGGUUACACAGACAUUCUGACUGUUGGCUGUGCCGUUGGGGUGGGAUGCUGUUUCGGCACUCCACUUGGAGGGGUGUUGUUCAGCAUUGAGGUCACGUCUACCUACUUCGCGGUGAGGAAUUACUGGCGGGGGUAUUUUGCCGCCACGUUCAGCGCCUUCAUAUUCAGAGUGCUCUCUGUUUGGAACAAGGAUGCUGUCACAAUCACAGCUCUCUUCAAGACUAACUUCCGGAUGGAUUUCCCCUUCGACCUGCAGGAGCUGCCUGCAUUCGCAAUAAUAGGGAUCUCUUGUGGCUUCCUGGGGGCGUUCUUCGUCUAUCUGAACAGACAGGUGGUUCUCUUCAUGAGGAGACCGACAGCACUCACACGCUUCCUAACCAAACAUCGAUUGAUCUACCCAGGUGCAGUAACCCUGAUCAUCGCCACCUUGACGUUUCCACCAGGAUUUGGGCAGUUUAUGGCUGGAGAGCUGAUGCCCAGAGAGUGUAUCAACUCCCUCUUUGAUAAUUUCACCUGGACCAAAAUCUCAGGAUUUCCUGCUCCUGCCGGCCUGGGUCGCUCCUCUGCGUGGCUUCAUCCUCACGUCAGCGUUUUUGUCAUCCUCCUUCUCUUCUGCGUCAUGAAGUUCUGGAUGUCAGCACUUUCCACCACAAUGCCCAUCCCAUCUGGUGCCUUUAUGCCAGUGUUCAUACUAGGAGCUGCUUUCGGCCGCCUCGUGGGGGAGAUCAUGGCCACUCUUUUCCCAAAUGGGAUCCUGUUUGAUGGGAUAGUCUACCGCAUCCUGCCGGGAGGCUACGCCGUCAUUGGUGCGGCGGCAAUGACGGGAGCCGUCACACACACGGUCUCCACUGCGGUAAUCUGCUUCGAGCUCACCGGUCAGAUCUCGCACAUCCUGCCGAUGAUGGUGGCUGUCAUCCUAGCGAACAUGGUGGCCCAGGGUCUGCAGCCUUCUCUCUACGACUCCAUCAUCCAGGUGAAGAAGCUGCCUUAUCUACCUGAACUGGCCCUCGGGCACAUCAGCAAGUAUAACAUCUUUGUGGAGGACAUCAUGGUGCGCAAAGUUAAGUUCCUGUCUUCUCAAUCCACCUAUCGGGAACUGAACCAUCUGCUAGAGACCGCAAGUCUGAAAACCAUCCCCCUAGUGGACUCUAAAGAAUCCAUGAUUCUCCUGGGCUCCAUCGAGAGGACGGAGCUUCAAGCCGUCUUUGACUGGUGGCUCUCACCCGAGAGGCGAGUCUAUGAAAGAGGCCAGAGCUCACCAGGCCAGGGCUCCAAAGUCAUCUGGGAGUCCUUCGCCUUUGUAGACGAGGAGGGCGCGGACGAGAGUGCAGACAAGCAGACUGCGCCAGUACAGGAAGAAUCUAACGGGCCAAUCGCAUCUCCCAGACCUCAGGAGCCCUCAACCAACCACAGAAGUUCAGACAAGCGCAAGCUCCCAUCUGUCAGGUCAACCCUGCAGAGGCUCUUCUCCACCACAUCUCUGUCGGGCCAGUCUGAGGCUCAGGAGGCCACGCCCCCUCCGCUGACCGACACCAUGUCCCCAGAGGAGAUCAAAGCCUGGGAAGAGGGAGAGCUGGAUAAGCCCAUUGAUAUGGAGCAGAUACGUGUAGACCCCUCCCCGUUUCAGCUGGUGGAAAGGACUUCUCUGCACAAGACCCACACUCUGUUCUCUCUGCUGGGUCUCAGUCAUGCCUAUGUCACCAGUAUCGGAAAGCUGGUGGGCGUCGUAGCGCUGAAAGAGUUGCAGAAAGCUAUAGAGGGCUCUACCCGCAGCGGGGUGAGGCUUCGUCCCCCUCUGGCCAGCUUCAGAAACGCCAGCCGGAAAACCAAGAAGCACCAACCUCCCUCGUCCACCCCUUCCUCCCCCACACGGGACAAAGACCUGUGGGGGGAGGGGAGCAGGAGGGAGGGGGAGCUGGUGCGGAUGGAGUCCAAAGAGGAUUCCAGGGGAAAGGCGCCGUCUUCAAGGGGAGCUCCCGGGGGUGACGCGGCUCUCUCCUCCCCCAGCGGCAGAGGAGCUGAUGGUGUUUCACAGGAGCUGGCAUCCCCCUCGACCUCCUGCCCCGCCUCACCUCCACCUCCUUCCUCCCCUGUGUCAGCAACCAGCCCUGUCCUCACACUUUCCUCCCUGCAGGAGGACAGGGAGAGUGAGGAGUCAGACGAGCCCAUGUAGACUGCGUUUAAGAGAAAAUACUUCACUUCCCUUCCCCCAGAGACAGAGCUUCUGUCUGGGUGGUGGAGUCGGACGGAGCCUCAGACCUUCAGACAUUCAGCUCGCAGAGAGCAGGACGAGCUAAUGCGGAUAAACCUCCUAAGACCUGUAGUCCAGGAUUCUUUUUCUACUCCUCCUCAUGAUUUUCCCUGGUUGUUUUGAAGUGACAUGUUUAGUCACGCACAUACCACGAAUGUCCAUCCAUAUCUUGGAAAUGUAGAAUGUAGCUCUGUCGUAUCUCAGUGUUUGUUAAUUUCAUUGAGAACCUUUUAAUCAAACGUUGUCUGACAGCAAUGAAUUGUAUCAUAAUUUAUAUAUUGAUGAAUACUUAAUUAAUUUGACCAAGAGGUCAAAGAGAUCAUGCUUUUAAAGUUUACUGACUAAGGUUACUGAAAUUUAAAUUAUAACUUACAUUUAUAUAAUAUUAAUGGUAAAUAUUCAAAUAAUGAUUAUGAAUAUGUAAUUUUUAAACAUAAUAAAUGUUGACUUUGUCUACUAACUUAUUUUAAUUAUGUACAUUAAAAUGUCCAUUAGUAGAAAAACCGUGAAGGUAAACACAUUUGUUCUUUGAGCGCUAAGGGUUUCCGCAUAAAUGCUUAAUUUAGAAUGCUGUUACGCAGGUGUUACUAUUAUAGUUGUGUCCAGAAAAAAUGAAAAUCGCAGACCCCUCAUUCUCCAGCAGAAAAUUGGAACCCGCCCCAACUAGGUGACUGCGACACAACGUUAUCCUAGAAGAGUCUUUGCACCGAACCACAGACGCACACAAAUCACACUCUGGGGAGCAUUCAGGUGUGAAAAGGAGGCCGUCUCAGAGCACACAGGUACUUGUGCUGUGAAAGUCACCCGUGUGUUUCAGCCUCUGAUUUCUAUCCAAGCUUUAACAAAGAAGCUGUUAGCAUUAGCAUUUUCCUGGGAUAAAAUCCCUGAUAAAAAGUAAUGUGUCUGGAAAAGCAUGACGGGUUCUGUUACACUGCUGUCAACUCGGAGACGCUGGCUCCCACCAAAAGUGGUUCAAAAAAGACGUUUUCACAUCUGUUAAGGCUCUAGAGAGAAAGAGGUCAAAAGUGAUCAACACAUGAGCAUGAGGAAUGCCAUUUGUUGGUUUGUUUAUUUGCUCUAUCUCCACCGGAGGAAAAGAAGAAGAAGAGGAGACGGGUGAAGGAGGGUUUGAAGGAGGUUUUGUCAUGCAGGAGAAAGGAAGAGAAAUCGAGUUGUUGACAGAAGAGGAGAGAGAGCGGGAACCACGUGGAAGAACCAUCCUGUGACAACCGUCCAACAAGCAUGCAUAGGUGUGAGCGUACACAGGUAUCACAAGUCACUCUGCCUCCUUCAAGCAAAUUAAUCCAGUUUUAUACAGAUUUUUUACAGAAGCCAUCCAAUUGUUUUUGCAGGAUUUUUUACAGCGGUUACUUUUUUGCACACAUUUCCAAACGAUGUCGGUUACAUGUCUUAAAUCCCAUUUGGUUGCUAUGAAAACUUGUAAUUUUUCUUUUUUCUUCAGGCAGUGAUUCAGACAAUUUACUGUACAGUGACAGACAGACACAUAUACACAGAACAUAUUACAAAGAGAUAAAAAGAGAGAGAAGGAGAAAGGCAGAGGACAAGAAGCGUCAUUUUGAGCCUGCGGAAAGGUACCGUAACUCUUGGAAGGUGGCAGUAGAAUUAUACCAAAAGAACUCAAUUGCAAACCGGUCGGUUAACAAAGAUGUGAUCAGAAAACCUUAACAUCCACAGAAAUAUAUUUGGCAUUUUGUUUUUUUUCAGUUUAUUCAUUCAUUGACAUUUUGUGAAAUAUAAAAAAGAAAAAAAAUGCAACAAAACAGCCCAAAUUGAAGCAGUGUCUUUCCAUCAAGGCCGUGCAUGUUUCCUUAAAAACUCAACCAAACUGUUUUUAUUACGAAUAAUAAUCAAAAGAACAAAUUGCAGUUUUCACCAUCAACAAAUAUAAAGCAACAGCCUUCACCUCGUGCCAAAAAACAGACAAGAUACUGCUCGCAGAGGGCUUGAUAACUACAGAAAAUUAAAGACUGUACAAGCUGUCACAUUAUUCCUCCCCACCAAGUAAUUGUUCAAUAAAUAAAUGAAUAUCUACCAUUGUGUAAAGACAUUCUGUUUGUAGUUUUGAGCAAUCUUGCUUUGAUGAGACACUGAACAGUUUUUUAGUGAAAUCAAAUGAUAGAUGUGUUAAUAAUUGAGAGCUGCCAAACAAUCCAUCUGCAAUCCCUUAACAAGUUGUGUUUGUCUUGGUGUAGAGCUCAAAACCAGAAUGAAACAAAACGCCUUUACAACCAUGACAUCUAUUCUGACUUAUACUGGGGGGGUUUCAACAAGUUAGUAGAAAAAUAAACAUUGUCCCCAACAGUACACAAAGAAGCAGUCAACCACUAAAUCCAUUCAAGUCAAUUAGGUUUUGUCCAUCCUAAAAGAUUCUCACUCAAUAAUCAAAUCAAAGUGAGAGGAGAAGGGGCUCCUCAAUUGAAAAAAAAGAGAUAAAAUCAGUUGUGUGGUGCUUGUAUAGGUCAUCAAGGGUGUCAUGCAGAGAAGGUCCUCACUUCCUUUUUAACUUCC